Dacryopinax primogenitus is the source of this 1516-nucleotide messenger RNA. RefSeq names its product translation initiation factor eIF4e. Bases 110 to 1288 code for a protein of 392 amino acids. The transcript is spliced from 4 exons. Gene Ontology annotation, biological process: translational initiation. Gene Ontology annotation, cellular component: eukaryotic translation initiation factor 4F complex. Gene Ontology annotation, molecular function: translation initiation factor activity; RNA 7-methylguanosine cap binding. The record is from RefSeq and is a predicted model, not a curated record. Lineage: Eukaryota; Fungi; Basidiomycota; Dacrymycetes; Dacrymycetales; Dacrymycetaceae.
CUGAUUUCAUCAUCUAUCACAAGACCAAAGCGUUUACUUCUCGACUUCCUUCCUCGACACCUGCGCAACCUUCAUCAUCAACGUCAACGUCAUCACCGACACCGUAAUCAUGUCGACCACCACGACUGCGUCUACCCUCCCGGCUCCUGCGGCGCAAGCCAGUCGGGCAGCUCUUGAGGCUGCCCUCGCAGACAAGACCAAUAUACCCCCUCCUUCCGGGGCUGCUUUGAACGGCAUAUCCUCCCAACCCGCAAAGAAGCGCGAUGAACUCGAUGAGUUGCCAGACUUUGAAGGUGAAGACGACUUUCCUGAGAUCACCCCGCAGCCAGAGCUAGUCAAGCCUACGAAUGGCACAGAUAGCACACAUGCUACUGUAGGAGGGCUGGACGAAGACGGAGAAGAGAAUGAUGAACUUGAGGACGGCGAAGAGGAAGAUGGGGAAAUUGAGGAGCACACACAGGAGGACUACGAGACUCGCGAUGUUGCACAGAUUAUGGAAGAGCAGGAGGAUAGGAUCAGGACCGUGUUCGACGAUCCUAACGGGUUCAAUGUCAAGCACCCGCUCUUUUCCUCUUGGACCCUCUGGUUUGAUUCCCCCGCGACGAAGGGUCGCAACCUUCCCCCGACUCCGCUCACCUCCGCCGCUCAGUCCUUCCCACCCACUCCCGGGGGUGUGCCCCCUACCCCGGGCGGCGGCUCCUGGAUGGACGACAUUAAGAAAGUGAUCACGUUUGACAGUGUUGAGGAGUUCUGGGGUCUGUAUAACAAUAUCGUCCCACCGUCGACUCUAUCGCAAAAAGCGAACUACUACCUCUUCCGGGAGGGUAUCAUCCCAGCCUGGGAGGACGCAGCGAACAAGGACGGCGGAAAAUGGAGCAUCCAGCUGCCAAAGGACAAGACCCGCCCACACAUCGAUAAGAUGUGGCUGUACACAAUGCUCGCCGCUAUUGGCGAAACCUUCGAUCCUCCUCACGCCGAAUCGACCCUACCCCCGCAGUCGCUGAUCACCGGGGUGAUCGUAUCCACCCGUCCACAAUUCUACCGCAUCUCCAUCUGGACUCGCUCUGCGCCCGCCUCAUCCAGCACGAGCAUUACAAAUUAUGACCCUGCUGCAGAAGCAGCGCUCACGCAGCGUAUCAUGGCCAUCGGAGCGCAUUUCAAGACCAGCGUGCUUGGAUAUGAUAUCAAGGCCAAGCUCACAGGCGGUUUGAGUACCGAGGUCGAGUUCCAGAGUCAUAAAGAGAGCGAGAAAAAACAGAGGGGUCAGAGCAAGAAGCUAAUAGUGUGAGCUAGAUGCGUGAUUCGCCUGUCUGCAGAUCUCGUCCGGCCGAGCGCAGGCAGUGAGGAAAAUGCAGUGUGCCGGCAUCAGCGGCGUAAGAGGAUUGGAGCGAGUAGGCUCAUCUGUGUCGUAGCUAUGUGUACUUCCUCCUUUUGAGAUUUAUGCAUCGCAAGGACGUAUCGAUCUUUUUGCUUUUUUUGAUCGAUAUGCUUGUCAAUAAUCAUAAAGCUCCUUUUG